Aspergillus japonicus CBS 114.51 is the source of this 1007-nucleotide messenger RNA. RefSeq lists its product as uncharacterized. The transcript is spliced from 2 exons. Lineage: Eukaryota; Fungi; Ascomycota; Eurotiomycetes; Eurotiales; Aspergillaceae. The coding region runs from base 266 to 781 and encodes 171 amino acids. The record is from RefSeq and is a predicted model, not a curated record.
GCGCGUUCUUGGUGCCAGCUAUCCUGCCCGAAACCGAACUCAGUUUACCCACAAACCCUGAUCCCAUGUGGCACAUAUAACAGCCAUGGGACCGCAGGGCGAUUGCUUGCUUGAUCUGGAUCCCCACGAUAUUGUCAUUCAGCGCGAGAUCAGCCGAUCGGAAGCUUCGACUGUACUCGAAGUACGAGUUUGCGGGAAGACAGGCUUUAUGAAGCUGGGUAUAGCAGAAGAGGUCGAGACCUGAAUCGGUUCCGUUGCGAGCCGAAUGCGUAUCGUUAUCUUCUCAAAUUCGGCGUGUGUGACAGUUGGUUUUGUUCCGUUCUUUCACGGCUUCAUUGAUCGCAUCGAUCCGUCCGAUUUCAACCAACAGCUGAAUUACUUCAAGAAGGAUGAAUUUCUACCGAGGGCGAUUAUACUCGAGUACUUACCGGCAGCCGAAAGGCUCAAUUGCGUGAAUUAUUCUGAUGAUCUGUUUCGCUAUGCGGUUGAUGGGAUCAAACAGAUUCACAAAGCACUCAUCCCUCACCACGACAUCUAUCCAAAGAAUUUGCUUGUUGUGUCCGGCAGUAGAAUCGUAUGGAUUGAUUUUGAUGUUGCCAUGACAUUUCAAGAUAUGGACAUUCUUGAGAAAGCAUACUGUGAGUAUGAAGUCGAGCUUGUCGAGAGUUUCUGGAAGCUAAUGGUUCGUGUUUAUCUCCUUGCAAUAAGACCAGAUACUAACUGCCACAAUAUCCAGAAAAUUUACAGGGCCUACCCCCAAACACGCGUUUUUAUUGAGUGAGGCCCCCCGAAAAAUGGUUUAGCACGGUAAAAUAUCACAUGCAUACAUGAAUUUGAUAAAGUGCAAUUCAUGGCUGUCUUUCCACUGUUAAACCCAUAUGUCGAAAAUGGCCUUCAGCACUCUCCUUGCGAAAACUCCGUGAAGGCAUCGUGGAAGAAGAAGAACAUGAAAUCCUCCCCUUGAAACUCGUUCUGGACGUUGGCCAAGCUUUCUUUAUAAAACACUU